Molecule: messenger RNA, 1029 nt
Organism: Ananas comosus (pineapple)
Lineage: Eukaryota; Viridiplantae; Streptophyta; Magnoliopsida; Poales; Bromeliaceae
Product: ORM1-like protein 3
Exons: 3
Coding region: 221-694 (157 amino acids)
Biological process (GO): intracellular sphingolipid homeostasis; negative regulation of ceramide biosynthetic process; ceramide metabolic process
Cellular component (GO): endoplasmic reticulum membrane
Source: RefSeq, a predicted model, not a curated record
CGCCUCCCUCUUUGAACCGUUUUCUCCCCCUUCUCGAUCCCUUUCACCCUCUCUCGCUCUCCUCGAUUGACCCCAUCAAACCCUAAUUCCUCUUCCUCUUCCUCUUCGUCUUCUUGCUCUCGCUCUAUAUAUAUAUAUAUAUAUAUAUAUAUCACCAUCAUAGGGCGAAGAGAUAGAGAGAGAGGAGAGGAGAGGAGAGGAGAGGGAGAGAGGGGGAUCCAUGGCGAAGCUCUACGUGGAGGCGGUGCCCCCAGCGGAUAUGAACAAGAACACGGAGUGGUUCAUGUACCCGGGGGUGUGGACCACCUACAUCCUCAUCCUCUUUUUCUCGUGGCUUCUCGUCCUCUCCGUCCUCGGGUGCUCCCCGGGAAUGGCGUGGACCAUCGUUAACCUCUUCCACUUCGCCAUCACUUACCACUUCUUCCAUUGGAAGAAGGGAACUCCCUUUGCUGACGACCAGGGAAUGUACAACACUUUGACUUGGUGGGAGCAAAUGGACAAUGGCAAACAGCUGACUCGGAAUAGGAAGUUUUUGGUUGUAGUACCCGUGGUUCUGUACUUGAUAGCGUCACACACAACAGACUACCAACAUCCAAUGCUUUUCCUCAACACUCUUGCAGUGAUGGUGCUGGUUGUUGCUAAAUUGCCUAACAUGCACAAGGUCCGCAUCUUUGGAAUAAAUGCAGGUAAUUAAGUGGCAACAUAAACUCACGAAAGGGUUUCUCUUUAGGUCUUUUUGUCCGGUUAAAUUUAUUGGAUGCUUAUAACUUACUAAAUGGGCUCUGCUUAAGUAUCAAUCAUCAACCAGUUCCGGCAAGUCAUGGUAGGAGGUUUGUAAUCGUUGUAUAGAAAAACUUUAGAAACUGAUGUUUUUCAGCUGCUGGCAAUCUGUAACUUUCAUGCUGUUAUCUGUUUUUUUUUUUCUUUUUUUAAACAAUGGUGCAAGAAUCUGUUUGGUGCCACUAUGUACAGUUUACCCUUGUUAUGAAUAAAUGCUCCAUUGCUAUAAAUUUUGAGUUGAUAGGACUA